Molecule: messenger RNA, 4177 nt
Organism: Esox lucius (northern pike)
Lineage: Eukaryota; Metazoa; Chordata; Actinopteri; Esociformes; Esocidae
Gene: ints6
Product: integrator complex subunit 6
Exons: 18
Coding region: 321-2954 (877 amino acids)
Biological process (GO): snRNA 3'-end processing
Cellular component (GO): integrator complex
Source: RefSeq, a predicted model, not a curated record
UCUCAGUGUAGGGAAAGGCAGGGAUGAGAUGUGACAGGGAAGUUGGUUUCUAUGAAACUUAGGAAAAUUGACCAAAUACCAUGAAAACAUCAAAAUCCCUCUUGAACUAAUAGUCUGCCCCCAGGCUUUUAAUUUUAUUUCAGUUAAUUGAAGAAAGGCAUCAACACUCACUAUUCUGACACUUUUUUUUAAGAAUGUGUGAGGCAGUUAGCUAGCAAGCUAGCUAGCUGAGGCGGCAGGAGGAGAACAAUAGAUUUUUUCCAGGUUUUGACCGGUUGCACUGACACACAGUCCAUGCAGAACGUGUCAUCACCAACACAAUGCCCGUGUUACUUUUUCUGAUAGACACGUCCGCUUCAAUGAACCAGCGCACCCAUCUGGGCACUACCUAUCUGGACAUAGCAAAAGGCGCUGUUGAGACUUUCAUGAAGCUCAGAGGCAGAGAUCCGGCGAGUCGAGGGGACCGUUACAUGUUGAUAAAUUUUGAGGACGUUCCCCUCGGAAUCAAGGCUGGAUGGAAAGAAAGCCAUUCCACGUUUAUGACAGAGUUGAGGAACCUUCAAGCAACAGGACUGACAACUGUCGGACAGUCUUUGAGGACCGCUUUUGAUUUGCUCAAUCUAAAUAGAUUAGUGUCUGGGAUAGACAACUAUGGACAGGGAAGGAAUCCCUUCUUCCUCGAGCCGUCCAUCAUCGUGGCUAUCACCGAUGGCAACAAGCUCACCAGCAGCAGUGGAGUCCAGGAUGAGCUUCACCUCCCCCUGACCACCCCUCUUCCUGGCAGCGAGCUGACCAAGGAGCCGUUCCGCUGGGACCAGCGACUGUUUGCUCUGGUGCUGAGGAUCCCUGGACACGCUUCGGUCGAGCCAGAACCUCUGGGGGGGGUUCCAUCUGAUGACUCGGCCAUCACCCCCAUGUGUGAGGUCACCGGAGGUCGCUCCUACAGCGUGUUCUCCCAGCGCAUGUUGAAUCAGUGUCUGGAGUCGCUGGUGCAGAAGAUCCAGAGCGGUGUGGUCAUCAACUUCGAGAAGACCGGCCCGGACCCGCCUCCACUGGAAGAUGAGGUCCCGAAGCCCGGCCCCCAGCCCUGGCACAGCUGCCACAGGCUCAUAUACGUGCGACCCAAUCCCAAGACCGGCGUUCCCAUUGGCCACUGGCCCAUCCCGGAAGCCUUCUGGCCGGACACCAACUCCCCCACACUGCCCCCCCGCUCGGCGCACCCCCACGUCCGUUUCUCCUGCAUGGACGCGGAGCCCAUGGUGAUCGACAAGGUUCCCUUCGACAAGUACGAGCUGGAGCCGUCGCCUCUCACUCAGUACAUCCUGGAGAGGAAGUCCCCUCACACCUGCUGGCAGGUGUUUGUAUGUAACAGUGCCAACUACAGUGACCUGGGUCAGCCGUUUGGCUACCUGAAGGCCAGCACGGCUCUGAACUGUGUCAACCUGUUUGUCAUGCCUUACAACUACCCUGUCCUGUUACCUCUACUGGAUGACUUGAUCCGGGUGCACAAGUUCAAGCCCCCUGUGAAAUGGCGUCAGCUGUUUGAGAACUACCUGAAGACCAUGCCACCGUAUUACAUAGGGUCUCUCCGGAAGGCGCUGAGGAUCAUGGGAGCUCCAAACCUCCUGUCGGACAACAUGGAGUAUGGCAUGAGUUACAGCGUGGUGUCCUACCUCAAGAAGCUCAGCCAGCAGACUAAGAUAGAGUAUGAGCGGCUAAUAGCGUCUGUGGCCAAGAAGGUGUCGUCGGAGGGUGGGAUCAAGGUGCGUACCCGUGGGGGCGUCGUCUCCCUGGCCCAGCGCCGGGACUUCACCAAGCUUCUGGCCAGCAUCACGGGCGAGACGGCCUCCCUGCCGCAGGAGCUCAACACGACGGAGUUCUCUGGCUUUCAGCUGGCCACUCUGAACAAGAGUCUGAAACAUCAGGGUUUCCGGAACGCCUACGACAUUCCCAGGAUGCACCUGUUGGAUCAGCUGAGCCGCAUGAGGAGGAACUUGCUGAGUGCCAACAUCUGUCGUCUCCGAGGACAGGACCCAGACCAGCUCCACUCAGUGCCCAUAGCCCAGAUGGGGAACUACCAGGACUUCCUGAAGGCCCUUCCCCAACCCCUCCGAGACGCAGACCCGGAGCGGCCCAAGCGUCUGCACACCUUUGGGAACCCUUUCAAACUGGACAAGAAGGGGAUGAUGAUUGACGAGGCGGAUGAGUUCGUGACAGGUCCCCAGAACAAGGGCAAGCGGCCGCCGGGGGACUCCAGCAUGCAGGGGUCUGGGGGCGGGGGUCCUAAAAGACGGAGGUGCAUGUCCCCUCUGCUGCGCCCCGGUCGGGCCUACACCCCCCCCGUCAGCCCGGCGGCCAGCCCCUCCAGACCGGCGCUCGACGAGAACCCCCCCAGCAGGCCAGACUACACGGCUGUACUGGGGAACCACGUGGGUAACCUGUACAGCCCUGAGGAAACACCCCGGCUACGCCCCGCGGACACCCCGCCCAGAACCCCUCCGGAUGCCCCCGGGAACCCCAUGGAGGAGGACGAGGAGCAGGAGUGCGGCGGGGGCGAGGAGGAGAACGGCUUUCCCCGGGAGGGGGAGCUCUCCGAGGGCAGUGAAGACGGAGGGGAGGCUGGGGGCGGGGAGGAGGAGGAGGAGGAGCAUCCGCCCCGGUACCCAUCACCCGGGGAACUCAAGAAGCUGAUGAACAGCGAGUGUCUGGAGGUCAACGCCGAGCUGAGAGCCCUCAUCACCAAGGAGAUACGGAAGCCAGGGAGACACUACGAAAAAAUCUUCUACUUCCUGAAGCAGAUCCAAGGAAGCUUUGACACACGUUUGAUUUUCCUCCAGAACAUUAUAAAGGAGGCCGCAAGGUUUAAGAAGCGGAUGCUAAUAGAACAGCUGGAGAAUUUUCUAGAAGAGAUCCACAACCGGUCUAACAACAUGAACCACCUAGGGGGCUUCUGACCCCACCCCUGGGACCUGCAACUUGAACCCCCCUGCCCUUUUUGCACCACUGCUUCACUCCUCCAACUGGGGAGUCCCGUCCAGGCGGAGGGAUUCGUUUGGAGAGAGGGGCGCGGUUGGUGUUCUGCCCUAAGUAAUUAAAUGACUGUUGGCCCGUCUGUCUUCAUCAGGGAACAGUGUCUUGUCUUCUCAGCGACGCUUCGUUGAAGCGAUAUCGCCAAGGGAGGGACGGGAGGCAACUUUCUAACCACCUCAGGGCCAAUAACACUGCAAUGUUUUGGGUCUCGUUCAAAUCUCUUCGUGGCUCAUGUUGCUUUUCCUCCCUAUUCAUCCCUCUUUUGGAGUUAUUUUUUGUUACACUGGGGUCGCGACCUGCACUUCUCAAUGUCCCGCGUGCCCGAGUAAAUGGUUCACUCCAAUAUUAACACAAAACAUUGUUUUAACCAAUAGUAACGCUGUGUUACUGUAUUAACCAAUGGAAAGGUUUUUCCACCUGUACAAUAAAACUAAAGUCCUGCAUGUAAUACUCAUUCACCUCCAUAUUUAGACAUAAGGUUUUUUGUGUGCUGGUGCCUCUGUUUACAUAAAACUGUGCAAAGUUAUUGUAGGGUACCUCUUUAUAACAAUCCUGUGAGCUGCAGUAAUAGCUACUCUACCUUGGGUCCAAAUGUGAACCGAGACACGAGUCGCAAGUGUCGAUUUAGCCCUCGGUUGCCUUGGCCGUAAAUGGAUUCUGUCAAGGGAGAUUUACCAAAUUCAAACAAUAAUUGCGUACCCUUUAAAUAGAAACUUGAUAUGCACACACCUCAGGAAAUGGACAGUAGUAUAAUGGUUUGCAACAAAACACAAGCACGCGUUUACCUUACCACACUCCUGAACCUCUGCCAUGGAACAGUCCGUGUCCCCUCAUACUGUCCCAUGUUCAAGGUAGAGUUGAGGCCCUGGGAUUCAUGCUAGGUGUUCGGUGUGGAGGCUAAACACUUGACAUCCUCACUGCCUAUGCCCCCCCCCACCACCCCACAGGGACCAAAUGUUUGCCGUGCUUGUCUUUGUAUGUGAAGAGGAUGCUACCAAAAUAGAGUAUUUUCAAUACGUUGUACAGAUGUAAAUAACUUUAGAGAAUUAUUUAAAGAGAUUGUUCAGAGGCAGGCUUUUGUAUUUCCAUGAAUUCAGUUUCUAUUUUUCACUGUGAAUGACAAUGUAAAUAAAAGUGUCACAUUGUG